AUGCCGGAGCUACCGAACCACUGUCCACUAGCGGAGACCACCUUUGUAAUUUUUUGUACUGCAUGGAAGUGUUCUUGUCUGGGGACGUUCCUUUCCUCCAUUUCACAAAAGUGGUUGCUCACUGCUAUCUGGGCAAGCUGUCCAAAAACAGUCUUCUUUUGGGCCCCCUGUUUUAAAUGGGGCCUGGUGAUUGCUGGUAUCGGUGAUCUGCAGAGACCUGCUGAAAAAUUGAGUGUGUCUCAAUCAUCUGCCCUUGCAGCAACAGGACUUAUUUGGUCUCGUUACUCUCUUGUGAUAAUUCCCAAGAAUUGGAGUCUGUUCAGUGUCAAUGUGUUUGUCGCUGCUACCAGCCUGUACCAGCUGUUCAGAGCCGUUAGGUAUCAACAGGAAAUUUCCAAGGAAUCCAAAUAAAACACAAAAACGAUGGAGCACAAAGUGCCUAGAAUAUGUUGAACUUUAUAGUUACUGCCCUGAUGUUGUGAUUUGGGAUAAAUUCUUAAAAAUUACUAAACAGUCCAACUAGUUUUAGAUUUUGCUGAAUCGCUCAAGCCGGAUUGCGUCAAUCCAGUCAGUCAUUUGUUUCAAAUUGCUCGAAGAACAACAUAAAAUAUUUAUAAAAUAUAUUGCUUAUCACUGAAAAGUUGUAAUUAAUGUGUAACUAUGUCUCUUUUCUGUAUCAUCUAAUUCCAAAAAUUACAAUGAAUUAAUUGCAUCUUUAUAACUAAGAAUUUGUCUGUUAUAUAGUUGUUAUGUUCAAGAAUAUUUCAAUAGAAUUUCAUGUUUUUAAAACGCACAAUUUUUAUCAUAACCAAGUUUUUUUAUACUGCAGCUGCAAUAAGAUGUUCAGAAACAGAAAGGAAUAAAAUUACGUUACAUGGAGUAAAAUCAAACUUUACAAAAGGUUAAGAUUUCACUAAUAACUGUUUCUGAAAACUAUUUGUUAGUGUAUAAAACUCUUUUUUUUGUGUGUUAACAGAUUCUUUUUCUGUAUAUAUGGUGUCCUUGUGAGCACAAAUUAAUGAAUGAUUUGUAUGUAUUAAUCCGACUUAGAUUUAAUCAAACCUAUGUGGUAAUCAUUUUUAAAAGCAUCAAACUUUCAUGUAGUGAAAAUUGGAGUUAUAUGUCAAACAACUCAUCACAAAUUUAUUGUUAUGUUUGUUCAAUUAUAAGAUUAUAUCAGUAUAAAUAAUAUUAAUAUUUGUUUUAAUAAUGUUAAAAUUAAUUGUAAGUGUUAUUAAAACUGAUUCAUUUUAUUUUCUUCAA
Molecule: messenger RNA, 1263 nt
Organism: Homalodisca vitripennis (glassy-winged sharpshooter)
Lineage: Eukaryota; Metazoa; Arthropoda; Insecta; Hemiptera; Cicadellidae
Product: mitochondrial pyruvate carrier 2-like
Exons: 5
Coding region: 1-411 (136 amino acids)
Biological process (GO): pyruvate import into mitochondria
Cellular component (GO): mitochondrial inner membrane
Molecular function (GO): pyruvate transmembrane transporter activity
Source: RefSeq, a predicted model, not a curated record